This is a messenger RNA of Pseudoliparis swirei, 1661 nucleotides long. It is a transcript of the gene hlfa, whose product is annotated as HLF transcription factor, PAR bZIP family member a. The record is from RefSeq and is a predicted model, not a curated record. Gene Ontology annotation, cellular component: nucleus. NCBI's taxonomy places the organism in Eukaryota, Metazoa, Chordata, Actinopteri, Perciformes, Liparidae. The transcript has 4 exons. Gene Ontology annotation, biological process: regulation of transcription by RNA polymerase II. The coding region runs from base 199 to 1032 and encodes 277 amino acids. Gene Ontology annotation, molecular function: RNA polymerase II cis-regulatory region sequence-specific DNA binding; DNA-binding transcription factor activity, RNA polymerase II-specific.
UCCAGGCUGCCAGCCUCUCUCCGUCCUGCUGCCGCGCGGAGUCCCGUCUUCAGCCUCCGAGCCGCCGGUUCUCCCCUCAGGACUCCAGAGGAUCCAUCAGUCUGUUUUUGGUGGCGGAGGGGAGGAGGAGGGGAGGGGGAGAAAACCACGACAGACACACACACUUCUUCUUUCUCCACCUGCCCUUUAAAAGACAGAAUGGAGAAAAUGGCCAGAGCUCUCGCCAUGAACCCGUCGUUCGCGCCGCCGCCUCACGGCGUGCUGAAGUCGCUGCUGGAGAACCCGCUGAAGCUGCCUUUCCACCACGAUGACGGCUUCGGGAAGGCCCAGGAGAAGGAGAAGAAGCUGGAGGACGACGGCCGCGAGGCGAGCCACCCCCAGUCGGCGUUCCUCGGCCCGACGCUGUGGGACAAGACGCUGGCGUACGACGGGGACAGCUUCCAGCUGGAGUACAUGGACCUGGAGGAGUUCCUAUCGGAGAACGGCAUCCCGGCUAGCACGGCGGCGCCGGGCGAGCAGGCCCGCCGGGGCCCGCAGGCCACGACCCCCGCCGCCGCCGCCGGCACGCCCACCGCGGCUGAUCUUGGCGGGCGCCGUGCAGCGGGCAUGGCGCCUCAGACCUGCCUCCGCAGCCCCGGAACAGCAGCGCCGGCCUCGGCCCGCGACUCCCCUCCCCCCAUCGACCUCGAGUUCAUCCAGGUGCCCCUGGUCUACGAGCCAGACCCCCAGGACCUGGCCCUGUCCAGCGUGCCGGGCCAGGAGAUGUUCGACCCCAGGAAGUGCAAGUUCUCCGCCGAGGAGCUGAAGCCGCAGCCCAUGAUCAAGAAGGCCCGCAAGGUGUUCAUCCCCGAGGACCUGAAGGACGACCGGUACUGGGUGCGGCGCCGGAAGAACAACGUGGCGGCCAAGAGGUCACGUGACGCCCGGCGGCUGAAGGAGAACCAGAUCGCCAUCCGGGCGAGCUUCCUGGAGAAGGAGAACGCCGCGCUGCGCUCCGAGGUGGCGGAGAUGAGGAAGGAGCUCGGCCGCUGAAAGAACUUUGUGGCCAACCCUAACCCUAACCCUAACCCUAACCCUGACCACGCCCCUUUUACCCCUCCCGUUUGAUGGACAAGUGUCCCGGUACCCCCCCCCCCCCUUCUACAUACAUGUAUAUGAUUUGAGUUCUAUCCUGUUUAUUUUGUUCUGUGUACAACUAAAAUACAUAUAUAUAGAUAUAUAUCUAUAUAUAUGUGUAUUAUAUAUAUAUAGUUGUGAACCCCCCCCCCCCAGGUGAAUUGAUGCCAUGCUGUGUGUUCAUUCACACGUGAGAUCAGCACCGUCAACGGCCGUUUCCCCUUUUGUUUCUUCUUCUGUGGUUUCAUCAUGUGACUUGUCCAAGAGCCCCCCCCCCUCAUAGCCCCCCCCUUCAUAGCACUUCAAAUAUAAUAUAUAUAUAUUUAUUUCUCCUGUGUAAUCGUGACUUAUUAUUAUUAUAUAUAUAUACUUUUUUUUCUCUUCAUGAACUGGACAUUGACCAACGAUCCACAACUAAACUCAUACAAUGACCUAUCUGCCCCCCCCCCACCAUUGAAUUAACUUUAUUGAUCUUCACAAUCUUAAGUUUUACACACAAACAAAUUUCCUCCGCCUCAUAUUUAUCGACCUUUUUAUUUCUCAGA